AUGGCGGGUGGGCGGCGCAACUCCCUGCGCAGUGGCAGCAACGCCCAUGAGCCGGAGCACUGCGGUGAUGCGCCGCCGCGGCUGAAGGACCGAGCCACGCUGGGGAGCUUCCACGGGUUCUUUGGGCCCACGGAGACGGCGCGCUCGUCGUUGCGCCUGCCGGAUGAGCCGGGGUGUCGGGGCGGCAACCCCCUUCAGACGCAGGACGAGCCGAUGGCAUUCGAUCUGUGCUCGAACCCAGUCGGAGCUGCGGAGGACCGUGCGGGGAUACCGGAGCCUGCGGGGACGAAUGCCGCCGUGCCGGGCCGCCUGACAUGA
Leptomonas pyrrhocoris is the source of this 318-nucleotide messenger RNA. RefSeq lists its product as hypothetical. The record is from RefSeq and is a predicted model, not a curated record. The transcript has a single exon. NCBI's taxonomy places the organism in Eukaryota, Euglenozoa, Kinetoplastea, Trypanosomatida, Trypanosomatidae. Bases 1 to 318 code for a protein of 105 amino acids.